ACCCCUAAGCCCCUCCGCCUCCCCAAGAACCCCCGCCUCAGAGCCGAAUUAACCCCCCUGCUCACCCACCUCCGCACCCCGCUCCACCCCCUCGUCAGCAGCACAACCGGCCACUACCACCCGGCCUUCCCACGCACCCUCCUCGCCUUCCACUGCCUCACGCACGCGCAGCUGGAUAGUCUAGCCCGACACUUCCACCAGGUCUAUCCCCCGGUGGCAGCCACGGGGUACUACCCGAUCACGGUGGCGCCGUGGCUUGGGACGCCGGAGGGGGAGGAGGUGGACCUCGAGACGAAGAGAAGGCGGUUUGGACGGUUUAUUGGGUUGCGGGGGUGCGAGUCCCCCACUUCGGGGGGUUAUCAGGGGAGUGAAGGGGAGGGGAGGAAUGCGUGGGUGGAGAUGGCGGAGAGGCGGAGGAGGGUGAGGGGGUGGUUGGAGCGGUUGGAUAUUGAUUCGAGUUUUGGGGGGGUGGAUGGACAGGGGGAGGAGGGGGAGGAACAACAGCAACAGGGGAGUGGGGAGGUUGACCCGGUGGAAACGGAGACGCCCGAGGAGAUGCUGGCGCGCAUGGCGAGGGAGUGGGAUGCCGCCAUGGAGCGGGCGAAGUGGGAUUCGAACUUUGCGUUGCGGUGGAAGAUGGGGGGUUAG
Molecule: messenger RNA, 648 nt
Organism: Aspergillus uvarum CBS 121591
Lineage: Eukaryota; Fungi; Ascomycota; Eurotiomycetes; Eurotiales; Aspergillaceae
Exons: 1
Source: RefSeq, a predicted model, not a curated record